AGUAUCUAAUUCCAUUGCCAGCAUUGCGCAUUCGGGUACUCCCAAAGUCCGAUUAACCCACCACUCCCAUAUUACGCGUCCUCGGCAACGCCCUGCUCACGCUGGAGCUGUCCAUCGUUAGCUGCUCACCGCUCGUCCUUCUAUGAGUCCCACACUGCUCCUCACAUACCUGCCCCUCGUAGCCCUGCCGCUGAGCUUUCCCUCGUGUCAUGCCUUCCUUCCUCAGCAGCUUCCGGAGCAAGUCCAGGUCGAGCAUCAAAACAGAGCAGUCGGCAACUAACCUAAAUCCUCCCUAUGUGAAUGGCAAUGGCCACGCCAAUGGCAUUCCCACUGGCAUGGCAAACGGAACUGGCACCAUGUCCCGCCGCAAAUCCUCCUCAACUCUAAACUCCUCUGCCCAAGGAUCCUCCACCCCGCCAACGUCGGAAGAUUUCUCAGUGCAAUCAAGGCCUCUCAAGAGCGGGACGCCGUCGCUCCCCUCGCGACCAACCCGGCCCACUCUAGGUAUUAAAUCGUCAAAGCGGUAUAGCAUGAAUGGUUUGGCCUCCGCUGGCACCAAUGGCUCCCAGACUUCGGUUAACCCGUCCUCAUUACUAGCUCCUCGCGUUCUCUCUGUGUCUGAAGGAUCAUGGGUACACCAGCAGGUUCUGUUGAUAUUUGGCCAGGUUGGCGAAUCCGCCAGUAGGCCGCUGGACGGCAUGGUAACGGUCAACCAUCAUCAAGGUCGCUUCCCACCUAUGGCAUGGCCGGUAUGCGACUCUUACUUCAAAGCUCUUGUCCAUCUUGAGCCAGGGUGGAACUGCGUGCGGCUAGAUUUCUCCUCCCCAAAAGUGUCAUCGAACAGUACUUCUAUUCCUGCCCAUGCUUCCUUCUUAAAUGUCAACUAUCUUCCUCUCACCCAGAAUCCGCCUCUUCAACUGGCAAUCAUCCUCGGCAGCGACUCUUCAGGAACCUACGAUGCUAUGCCAGACCGCUUGCAGCGAGAAGGGAAUGGGCUGGAGCUUGCGAUGAAGAAGUUCCGAAUGUCUGCAUAUCUCUGGCAAGCCUUCACUGGCGAGCAAAUGAAUCGCCAUGGCUUCGGUCGACGGUGCUUUCGUUUCGAGGACGAAUGGGCACCGGGAACUCUUAGCUACCAAGACUGGGCCACUGGUGAAUUCAGGACCCAAGCGAAGAUCCACAUUAUCCGGUCAAAGAAAACUGUUGCUGAGAUCAGAGAUCUUGACCUCGCCCAGCAAAACGAAAAAGCAACGAAGAAAGGUGACCUAUUUGGCAUUGCUGCGGAGGCAGUUAAGGAUUAUUUCAACGUUAAACCAGGACAGAAGCAGUACGUAUCCUGCCUGUUCUUGGAUACUCACUGGGACGCAAAGGUCAAGACUGUGCGGGGGCAUGCGGCCCUAGGCGGCGGGGACGGAAAUCUCCAGCUUGCAAUCUUCGGAUCCCAUGCUCUCCAAAGCUACCCAUCGAGCAUCGAAGAAGUGUGGCAAGCUUUCGGCGAUUGCACGCGCACUGACACUACAUUCGUCGCCAAUGAUUGUAAUGAGUCGGGAAGUAGCUGGGAGGCAGCGAAUAUCGGUAUCGGUGCACAUCUACAUGAAACAGGGCACCUCUUUGGCUGCCCGCACCAAGAGUCUGGUGUCAUGUUACGUGACUACGUUAGAUUGAAUCGCACGUUUACCUCUCGCGAACCCUACUCGACUCGUACCAAGUCCCCCGGCCAACGACUCGUUCUACAGCACGAUGAAUGCGCCUGGCAUAGGCUCGAUACUCUACGCUUUCGUUUCCACCCUUGCUUCAGAAUCACGAUUGAUAAGUCGAUUAAUGGGGACGGAAGCGUACAAGUGUGGACGGUUGACGACAAUCAGGGCGGUGUUAUCGCGACCUCCGCUUCUGGCAUUGCUUGGGUCGAGCUUUUCACUGAAGGGGACGAUAUCUGCCACUUCUGGCGCGAGUGGCCGGAAAUGAACAAUGUGUACCCACGGCAGGCCGCUCUCAUAGAAUCUGAGCUACGCAGUCUUCUUCCCAAGGAGAAGCGCAACUCGCGGCUAAAACUUGAAGUCUUCUCAGCGGGCGGUGGGAAGCAUGUAGUCGAAGAUUUCAGCCAGCUUGCAAACACGAAGUAUUCACGGGUGCGCAUUCCAGACGGUCGGUGGGGCUACCGCGGGAGCAAGCUAGGCUACUCGCAAAUGCAAGGUUCUGAACCGCAGGAAGUCAUAUUGGAGAGUGCUUACAUCCAGACGAAACUUCUCGUUUCCAUUCGAGUAUAUCAUGGACUUGCGUUAGACGGCAUCGAAUUCAUCUACGAAGACUCGACCAGCCAAUUAUUUGGCAAGCGAGGCGGCAAGACCGGCGGAUCCGAAUUUGCCCUAGACACGCGAAGAGGCGAGCUCUUGAUGGGCUUUGGGCUUCGAGCUGGUCUAUGGAUUGACGGACUACAGAUAUUGACGAGCUUGGGACGAAAGAGCGAAUGGUUCGGAAAACCUAAUGGGGGUAGCGGGCACACCCUCAUACCACCUCGUGGGUACACCAUUGGCGGCAUCUCGGGUUCAUGUGCUCAAUGGGUCGACGGUUUCUCGUUGAUCAUCACACGAUAAGACUCUUUACUCCUCAAACACCACCACAUCACUCCAUGCUUCCGGUUCUCCAGCGCUCCAACGGCAAGGCGCUCUUUCACCUGCACAUGAUUAUCUAAAACUUUCCAACCCAGCAUAGUUCCUGCACUCAGUACCUGCCUGCUCGCGGGCUGCUACCUGACAUCCCAUCCGCCUAAUAUCCCGAA
Molecule: messenger RNA, 2776 nt
Organism: Lindgomyces ingoldianus
Lineage: Eukaryota; Fungi; Ascomycota; Dothideomycetes; Pleosporales; Lindgomycetaceae
Exons: 4
Coding region: 210-2591 (793 amino acids)
Cellular component (GO): cytoplasm
Source: RefSeq, a predicted model, not a curated record